AGGAGAAGCUUGAAUUCCUUGAUAUACUCGAGGAAUCUAUCAGUUCCCUACAAACAUGUCAACUCAUCAUCUUCAUCCUUUUCACUUCUCUUCUUUCUUUCGAUUUUCUUCGAGAUCGUCCUCCAGAAAACGGUGCUUGAUAACAUCAAUUUCUUUUCACCAUCUUCAGAUUACGCGUAUAUUGGUUUGGACUCAAUAGUUACCUUCCAUGUCGAUGAGCCUAUCUCUCAAGGGCACCUCUUUACAGGAUGGAUAAAACUCUUUCCGUGCUUUUUUGUGGGGCUCCUCAACAUCAUCAUGACUGUUAAUGCAAUGUACAUGGUAUACGCAGCAGAGAAACCGAUCAGUUUCCGGGAUCUUACGAGACAAAAUUCGAGGUUAAAAGGUCCUUUGAUUACAUCAAUCUAUGUUCUGCCCUUGUCGACCUGUAUCCUGCUUGGAUUAGUUGGGGUUGUCUCGAACUGGUACACUCUGACAAAGGGCUUCGUCAGGAACUACUACUUUUAUCACGAUCAGAUUAAUGAUUACAUUGUUGAAUCAUUGAUAACCAUCUUCCAUUUUGCUGCGUUUAUAGCAUUGCUAAUCAAGUACUCGGAGUGGAGUGCAGGAUGGAACAUGGCUCUCGUGAUCUUGAUUUUGGAGGAGACGUUCGGGAUCGAAGCGUUCCAACUGUCGGCUUAUUUCGGAAGGGGUAGUACGCAGCGCGGUCUUCGGUUAAUGCUCGUUUUCGCUAUAUGGGAAAUCAUCUUGAGGUUGCCUUGACUUUUGGGGAAGUCCAGUGACAGAGCUGGGGGCAUGCUGUUCAUCUUUGGAAGCACUGGCUUGAUCUGCAUAGGGAAUUUGAUGAAAUGGAUUGUUUUGGUGAUCUAUUUCUUGGAUUGCAAGAAACGGAUUUUGGAGAAGAAAGUAGAUGAAGAAGUUGGAAGAAAAGAUGUUGGAUUUGUGGAUGUUUAAGUCAUUGAAACUCCUUUAAUGAAGUGUAUAAUCACCAA
This is a messenger RNA of Hibiscus syriacus, 992 nucleotides long. RefSeq lists its product as uncharacterized. The transcript has a single exon. The record is from RefSeq and is a predicted model, not a curated record. Lineage: Eukaryota; Viridiplantae; Streptophyta; Magnoliopsida; Malvales; Malvaceae.